AUGGGCGCAACCUUCUCCGUCGAAUUAAUGCACCGCGUCGGAAACAUCCUUGGCCAAGAAGCUCGAAAUAAAGGGGUCAACGUCCUUCUAGCUCCCACCGUAUGCCUUCUACGCUCACCCCUAAUGGGCCGCGGUUUCGAGGCCUUCUCCGAGGACCCCAUCCUAACGGGAUAUCUCGCAUCAGCGUACAUCAAUGGCAUCCAGGAAUACGGCGUCGCAGCAUGUAUAAAACACUUUGCCGCGCACGACCAAUCGUCCAACUCAAUUGAGGAUAAUGUCUGUAUGACCCAGCGGACGCUCCGUGAGCUGCACCUCAUGCCCUUCCAGCUGGCGCUAAGGCUUUCGGCGCCGAUGGCGUUUAUGACUUCAUAUAACAGUAUUAAUGGGGUACAUUCGAGUGAAGAUUCGCUGCUUUUGCAGACCAUUCUCCGCAAAGAGUGGGGGUUUGACGGUUUGGUGAUGAGCGAUUGGUGGGGGACGUAUAGCACGUCGGAAGCGCUGAAUGCAGGGCUGGAUCUGGAGAUGCCUGGUCCGACACAGUUUCGGGGGAAGUUAUUGGAGAUCGCUGUUAGGACGCGAAAGAUCUCCGAGGCUGCUGUUGACAAGGCUGUAAAGAAUGUCCUUCGUCUCGUGCAGGAGGUUUCCGCGGUCGGGCGUGAGCCCUUCGAUGGCGAUGUCAACACAGACGAGAACCGCGCCCUCAUCCGCCGAGUGGCUGCGGAAAGUAUUGUGCUGCUGAAAAACGAGUCGAACGUCUUGCCGCUCUCUUCUUCGGAUGCAGAUCGGGCCAAGGUUUACGGGUUGAUUGGGAGUCAUUUUCAAUACCCUACGCUUUCCGGGGGUGGAAGUGCCGAGGGGGAUCCGUAUUACUCGGUGACACCGUACCAGGCCAUGGUCGAGGCUGUGGGAGAGGAGAAUCUUGUUUACACACCCGGCUGUUAUACCUUCAAGUUCAGCCCCUUUAUUAAACAGCUCAAACAGCCUGAUACAGGCGAUGCAGGCUGGCUCGUUGAGAUCUAUGGCAAAGAUCCAGAGGACAACCCACAUGCUAUGCCCUUGUACUCUUCACCCACCGACAAAGACCUCAUCGAUAUCCCCGAGAGCUUACAUCACCUCUUCCCAAAGAAAUACUACGUGCGCGCCAGAACAAUAUAUACCGCCGAGAAGUCCACCCGAUUCCGCUUCGGAUUCAGUGUCGCGGGUAAAGGACGGGUUAAAAUUAACAAGCACGACGCCAUCGAUCUGUGGAGCAGCCAGCCGCCAAAGACGGAGGAUACACCGUGCUUCAACAGGCUGUCCAUGGAGAAAUUCUAUGACCUCGAUGUGACUGCGGGGCAGGAAAUCCCGAUCGAGAUGGUCCUGGUGAAUGAGGAUAUCACGGGGGGCGUGGGAACGGCAUUUACGCUCGCGGGCCGUCUGGGGGGGUAUGAGAUUCUAGACGCGGAGCAGGGACUUCGUGACGCGGCGAAGGUCGCUCGCGCUGUGGAUGUGCCGAUUGUCAUGACGGGACUUACGACGAAUCAUGAGAGUGAGAAUAGUGAUCGGAAGCAUCUGAGGCUUCCACCUGGUGCGGACCGGCUUAUUGAGACUGUUCUUGAUGCGAACCCCAACGCUAUAAGCCUCCUCUGA
Messenger RNA from Aspergillus calidoustus, 1629 nucleotides. The record is from the annotation of a GenBank genome assembly. NCBI's taxonomy places the organism in Eukaryota, Fungi, Ascomycota, Eurotiomycetes, Eurotiales, Aspergillaceae.